AUGUAUAGGUUCUCCCUCAUAGACAGUUAUGAUAAGCCACAUAUUUUCUAUGUUUUAUUUUGUGAAGAGGUAACGGUCGUUGUUAGCUUUUUGGGUGCUAAGGACUUUAAGGAACUGGUUCGCUACAUGAACGGUUCACGCCGAAUUUCCUAUUUGUAUAGGUGGAUUAUAAGAAAGAUGAAAAUGAACUUACACGAAUUAAAGGACCCACUUGAGGACAAUUAUGAUACCAUUCUUAAGGCAGCUCAACAGAGCCGCUGGAACCCAAGGUAUUACUAUGACAAACGUCAGAUCAAGAAAUACCUGAGAAAGUUGGCUUUUUUAUUCUAUUUUUCGGAACAAUGGUGUUGUAUUAUCAUGGAUCUAUCCAUUUUGUUUCGUGGUAAUGAUGUGGAGAAUCAUAUCAAGCCAGAAGUCAUUUGGGCAGCCAGUUUUUAUAAUUUAUGCAAGGAUAAAAUUGAGAGAAUACUCCAAGAUUUGAAUGCUACAGAGCAACAGAUGGAGGAGAUUGGUAACUAUUUAAGAAAUACCGGAAUCAUACAUUACCGAUGUUUUGACCGCCACCGGUGCCGGAAUAAAUCUUGCAAACCCAACAGUUAG
Molecule: messenger RNA, 600 nt
Organism: Naumovozyma castellii
Lineage: Eukaryota; Fungi; Ascomycota; Saccharomycetes; Saccharomycetales; Saccharomycetaceae
Exons: 1
Coding region: 1-600 (199 amino acids)
Source: RefSeq, a predicted model, not a curated record